AUGGCCGCCGCGCCUCCGCCCGCUGCGCCGCCGUCCCACAUGUCCGCCGCUCUCAUCACCUUCCCCUCCUCUCACCCCUAUCCUUCCCUCCCCGCGCCGCCCAAGCCCCCAAGCCCCAGGCCCCCUCAACUCCACCUCGUCCCCCGCGUCGCCGCAUACCCCGCCGCAUCCGCGGCCACCCCGCGCCGCAGCGCCUCCUCCACCUCCGCCACCGAGCGACUCCGCGUUCUCGUACGCCGCGGCGAACUCGACGAUGCCCUCCGCCUCGUCGACUCCCUCGCGGGGCUCGACCCGCCCUCGCCCGCCGCGGCGGGGCCCUGCGCCGCGCUCAUCAAGAAGCUCUGCGCGUCGGGCCGCACCGCGGACGCUCGCCGCGUGCUGGGCGCGUGCGGGCGGGACGUCGUGGCCUACAACGCCAUGGUGGCGGGUUACUGCGGGGCCGGGCAGCUCGACGCCGCGCGCAGGCUCGUGGCGGACAUGCCCGUGGAGCCCGACGCGUACACCUACAACACGCUCAUCCGAGGCCUCUGUGGCCGCGGCCGGACCAGCAACGCCCUCGCGGUGCUCGAUGAUAUGCUCCGCCGCGGCUGCUUGCCCGACGUCGUCACCUACACCAUUCUGCUCGAGGCCACCUGCAGGAGGAGCGGGUACAAGCAGGCCAUGAAGCUCCUCGACGAGAUGCGCGACAAGGGGUGCGCCCCGGACAUCAUCACCUAUAAUGUCGUCCUCAAUGGUAUCUGCCAGGAAGGCCGGGUUGACGACGCAAUGGAGUUCUUGGAGAACUUACCGUCCUAUGGGUGCGAGCCGAACACUGUUAGCUACAACAUUGUGCUGAAGGGCUUGUUCACUGCUGAACGGUGGGAAGACGCCGAGAAGCUCAUGGAAGAGAUGGCCCACAAGGGUUGCCCUCCGAAUGUGGUAACAUUUAAUAUGCUCAUCAGUUUUUUGUGUCGUAGAGGAUUGGUUGAGCCUGCAAUGGAAGUUCUUGAGCAGAUCCCCAAGUAUGGAUGCACGCCUAAUUCAUUGAGUUAUAACCCACUUCUUCAUGCCUUCUGCAAACAAAAGAAGAUGGAUAAAGCAAUGGCAUUUGUAGAACUAAUGGUGUCCAGGGGUUGUUACCCAGACAUCGUUUCAUACAACACUCUGCUUACUGCACUCUGCCGCAAUGGGGAAGUUGAUGUUGCUAUUGAAUUGCUUCAUCAACUCAAGGACAAAGGCUGUAGCCCGGUCUUGAUUAGUUAUAACACGGUCAUUGAUGGUCUUACUAAGGCUGGCAAAACAAAGGAAGCAUUGGAACUGUUGGAUGAGAUGAUCAGCAAAGGGCUCCAACCAGAUAUCAUUACUUACACAACAAUAGCUUCUGGUCUUUGUAGAGAAGACAGAAUUGAGGAGGCGAUUAGAACAUUUUCUAAAGUGCAAGAUAUGGGUAUAAGGCCCACUGUGGUGUUGUACAAUGCUAUUCUUCUUGGGCUCUGCAAAAGGCGUGAAACACAUAAUGCUAUCGACCUGUUUGCUUACAUGAUAUCGAAUGGCUGCAUGCCGAAUGAAUCGACUUACACUAUACUUGUUGAAGGCUUGGCUUAUGAAGGCUUGGUAAAGGAGGCAAGAGAAUUGCUUGGUCAAUUGUGCUCUAGAGGAGUUGUGAAUAAGAAAUUUAUGAAGAAGGGAGCCGUUAAGAUGCUAGAUGGACCUACACAAACUUAG
Miscanthus lutarioriparius is the source of this 1704-nucleotide messenger RNA. The record is from the annotation of a GenBank genome assembly. Lineage: Eukaryota; Viridiplantae; Streptophyta; Magnoliopsida; Poales; Poaceae.